GAAAUGUGAGCAUGUAAGGGUCUACAUAAAUACUACCUAGGCAACUCUCAAUUCUCAAUCUCGUCGUCCCAACCGGCUUUCGAGCUUAUUCUCCUCAAUAUUGAAAAGUUACAUAGCUUGAAAAAUGGCCAUUCUCCCAGGCGCUUUCCCAGACAAUGUUUCCUCGGAGGUUAAAGCAUUCCUAGAAAAGUAUUUCCAGCUCUCUAACGCAGCAUCUUCGCACAAUAAUCAUGAAGCAAACGAACAAGAAUUCGCAGAGCUAUUUUCGAACGAUGGCAUAUAUGAAUUUGCAGAAGAACAAAAUGUGGGGCGCGACGCAAUCAUAUCUUUUCGCAAAAAGCUUUUCGCUAAUGUUCCGCAUCGUGAGCAUCCAGUCGUGAGGAUUUUUACCUUUGGAUCAGAUGAUAUGAACCUGAUGUGUUACGGGACCGUUGGAUAUAAAUUAUCUGAUGAUACAGUAAAUAUGCAAGAGUGGGCAGCACGAUACGAGAUAGUAAAGACUGGACCAGGUGACUUGAAGUUCAAAUAUGUCCAAAUCAUAGUCAGCCCCGCCCGAGAUUCUUGAGACUCUUGGAAAGAAAUUGAGGAAUCUGGAAGAUCGUGGAAGUUACCACCUCAUUGAGAUCUACUUUCAACGGAAAGAAGAGCUUUUGUUAUAUAAUCAUUAUCUUCUCCGCCCCGUACAGUGCGUGAAAGAACGAACGAUCAUAUAUAUGCUUUGAGUUUUAUUU
Messenger RNA from Botrytis deweyae, 731 nucleotides. RefSeq lists its product as uncharacterized. The transcript is spliced from 4 exons. The record is from RefSeq and is a predicted model, not a curated record. NCBI's taxonomy places the organism in Eukaryota, Fungi, Ascomycota, Leotiomycetes, Helotiales, Sclerotiniaceae. Bases 125 to 565 code for a protein of 146 amino acids.